Messenger RNA from Sardina pilchardus (European sardine), 1608 nucleotides. RefSeq names its product nuclear factor of kappa light polypeptide gene enhancer in B-cells inhibitor-like 1 (gene nfkbil1). The record is from RefSeq and is a predicted model, not a curated record. The transcript is spliced from 4 exons. NCBI's taxonomy places the organism in Eukaryota, Metazoa, Chordata, Actinopteri, Clupeiformes, Clupeidae. Gene Ontology annotation, biological process: canonical NF-kappaB signal transduction. Bases 127 to 1221 code for a protein of 364 amino acids. Gene Ontology annotation, molecular function: protein binding.
GUUAGCAGAUGUAAACACACCUAGGAUACUGAACGCGUAAUGUUCUCUGUUCAAAUAAAUGUACUAGUUCUACAAGACUUUAGGUGACAUUUAAUAAUUCCAAUAUCAGCUAUUCUAUUUUAAAAGAUGGUGUCGCGUCGACAAAAGAGAUUAUGGAGGUAUGUGGAGGAAGGACGCCUUUUAAAGUUGAAGUCCUACCUUCGGAAACAUUCUGACCUCACGCCCAACUUUUCACAAGGUAAAAGGAUGAGGACUCCUCUCCAUCUAGUAUGUUGUGAUGGGGAUGAUGCCAUUCUCAGGCUCUUGUUGAAGCAUGGAGCUGAUCCCCUCCAGAAAGACAAAAAUGGAAACACUGCCCUACAUGCGGCCGUCAAAAGAGCUCUAAAGCACGGGAAAAGAGCGUAUGAUGACUUGGUUGUCCCCCUCCGCGAAAACUGCCCCGACGCAUUGGAUGUACCUAAUAAAACUGGCGUAACUCCUCGGGAUAUGCUUGAAUGGGUGAAGUUUGGUACGAAAGCACAGAAAGGAGGGCCAUCUCAACCUGAGAGGAAUGCAGAAAGAGAAUGGAAGGAGAAACUGAUGGGGGAAUGCCAUGAUGAGUUCAGUGAGAUGUUUGGCAGAUAUGACGCUCCAGAUGAUUUCCAGGCUAAUGACAAGGACGAAGAGGACACCGAGGAGGACUUCAUGGACUGGGCAGACCGCAUCCGCCUGGAGUACAUAGCACAGCAGCGGGCCCGUGCCCAGCGGGCGGCCGCGGGGAUGGUUGGCCGGAAGAGGAGACAGGGUCCGACGGAAGAGGAGCAACGCAGCCACAAGGAGCAUCUGGAGCGCCUGCAGAGGGAGCACCAGGAGUACCUGGAGCGGGCGGCGCGCAAGCAGGAGGAGACGCGGCUGGGCAAGAAGAAGCGCUACGACGAGCGCUGCGAGCGCACCUUCGGCUCGGCCGGCGCCUCGCAGAAGCGCCUGAGCUACUCGGACGUCCCCUGGCCGGCCCCGCACGGCUCCGUGCCGGAGAUGCUGGAGGUCAUGCUGCACGGCGUCGACCGGGCCGACGUGCCGGCCUUCCGGAAGCUUCUGAAGAGACAGCAGACCAUCUGGCACCCGGACAGGUUCGCCCAGCGCUGCGGCGAGCGCCUGGAGGAGGCGGACAAGCAGAAGAUUCUGGACACGGUCACGGCCCUCUCGCAGGAACUCAACCGGCUGGCCCAGAGCCUCAGGUGACCGUCGCCGAGGAGAGGACGCAUGGAACUGUCCACACCCACAAGGCUACUGCACGUUUUGUCCAGGCUGAAGGAAGCCUAAAUGUGCAGAGUUAGAGCAAAAGCUGAAAUGGGUCAUUUAUCAUCCACAGUUUAGUCAGAGUUUCAACAGUUUGAGUGAUGGUGCAAUGCAUCUACAAGCAUCAGAGUCAAGAACAGAGGGAGACCAUUUGUAUCAAAUGCUCUCGCACAGUUGACGCAUAUGUGGCGAAACCAUCUCUUUUUUUCAGGGCAUAAUUUCUAAAUAAACCUAAGAAUAUGUUUAUAAUGUUUAUGCUGGUCAAUAUUGUUUCUUAUCGAAGGUCUUAUGCUUAUCUUGAAUAUUGCCCAAUUAAAAGGCAACGUUACA